This is a messenger RNA of Heteronotia binoei (common prickly gecko), 2389 nucleotides long. RefSeq names its product solute carrier family 3 member 2 (gene SLC3A2). NCBI's taxonomy places the organism in Eukaryota, Metazoa, Chordata, Lepidosauria, Squamata, Gekkonidae. The transcript has 10 exons. The record is from RefSeq and is a predicted model, not a curated record. Gene Ontology annotation, biological process: carbohydrate metabolic process; amino acid transport. The coding region runs from base 219 to 1871 and encodes 550 amino acids.
GCUCUGCUCAAAUCGGCUCGAACCGGAUUACAGGUGAAUCGAAGCGAGAGAAGCGCCGUGCCGGACCGUACUAGGUACUGGUUGAAGACGACAAGGCGCUGCGGAUACACGUGGGGAGAGCCCCCCCUCUAUUUCACACGCGCCGUUUACGUUCUGAGUAACCUGCUGCCCCUCUACUCAGUUCCCACCGAAGAGCAUUAAGGAAAAAGGGCGGCACCAUGAGUUCCCAAGGCGUGCCUCAGGACACCGAGCUGGACCUGAAAGACGUGGAGCUGAGCGACCUCGAUACUGAGAAGCAGCCUAUGAAUGCUUCCCCACCACUGGCUGGUUCCCCAGGCAGCUUGGGCGAGAAGAACGGGGUGGUGAAGGUGAAGGUGGCCGAGGAGGAGGAGGAGGGCGAGAUGGCCUCCAAGUUCACCGGCCUGUCCAAGGAAGAGCUGCUGCAGGUGGCCGGCACCCCUGGCUGGGUGCGCACCCGCUGGGCGCUCCUGAUCCUCUUCUGGCUGGGCUGGCUGGGCAUGCUGGCGGGGGCCAUCGUCAUCAUCGUCCAGGCCCCCCGCUGCAAGGACCUGCCCCAGCAGAAGUGGUGGCAGGAGGGGGGCAUCUACCGCAUCCAGCCCACCGAAAGGUUCCAAGACUCCAAUGCAGAUGGCGAGGGGGACCUGGCAGGCCUGAAACUGCGGAUGGAUUAUUUAAACUCUCUCAAGGUGAAAGGGGUGGUGAUUGGGCCUCUUCACAUCAAUGUUAAAGAUGAUCUGGCUGGGACGAACCUCCAAGCCAUCGACCCCAAAUUCGGCACAGCAGCAGAGUUCCAGGAGGUCCUUCAGGCUGCGAAGAAAAAGGGCCUCAAAGUAGUCUUGGACUUGACACCCAACUACAAAGGCCAGUCCCCUUGGUUCGGACCGGAGAUCCUUACUAGCAGUGACUUCCAAGACAAAAUGAAGGUGGCGAUAGACUUCUGGCUGAAGGAAGGGGUGUCCGGGAUCCAGAUUGGAAGCGUCGAGCAUGUCCUCAAUGAGACCCAGCUCUUGAUUGAUUGGAAGAACCUGACUGAGAAAUACGCCACUGAUGAACAUUCCAGGGUGUUGAUCGCAGCGACUCACAAAUGGGACCCCCAGAGCAUUUUCUCCCUCCUCAACGAGACGGAGGCGGUGGACCUGCUGACCAGCCAGUACCUCCUGGGACUGGGAGAGGAUGGCCAGGGUGACACUUCUGCCCACUUGGUCAACAGCUACAUCCAAGCUGCUGGGGAGAAGUGGCCCAGUUGGAGCGUGGGCAGAGCCGGGCUUGUGGGGGAACACCUUCUCCGCCUGUACCACAUGCUUGUCUACACGCUGCCGGGGACUCCCUUCACCGACUUUGGCGAUGAGAUCGGGCUGCGGGACUUGCCAGGCCGGCCUGCAGAGUCCACGCUUGUUCGCAUGCAGUGGGACGAUACCAUAAAUUUUGGGUUCUCCAAGGUUCCACAGCUGAGUGACCAACAACAACAACAGAGUGCUGCAGAGAGCAAUGUCACCGUAAAGUCUCAGAGUGGAGAUGAAUCUUCCAUCUUGAAGCUCUUCCGGGACUUGAGUGAGCUGCGUGGGAAAGAGCGCUCCCUUCUUCAUGGUGAUUUCUGGACAGCUGGCUCCUCUGCACCGAGUGUCUUCGCUUACCUACGUGUCUGGGAUCAGAACAAGCGCUACCUGGUGGUGCUCAAUUUCGAUAUCAAACCCGCCACAGUCUCCCUCACACACCAUCUGCUGCCCACGGAAGCCACAGCAGAGCUCAGCACCCUCCCGCAUCGGGAGCUGAAACAGCAGCUCAGUUUGGCAGAGCUCAGUUUGGGUCCCUCAGAAGGGCUGUUACUUAGUUUCCCUUAUGUGGCCUAGUUUGACACCAGACACCUCUUGUUCUGGGGGAGGGGAGCAGAAGGUGGGUUAAGCUAUUAUCCUUAGUGGGGCAGCACUGAGACCUUAAGGAUAUAGCUUCAACAACAGUCUGUCUGAACUUAACUGUCUUUUCUCUCCCCACCCACAUCCCCUGGUUUUGUACAUUCCUCAAAUGGCUAAUAUGUGGGAGAAAGAUGCUCUCUUAACAUGUGUCAUUCUAAAAUAAUUCUACUACUGAUGUGUGCUUGUGUGUGUGAUUGAGAGAGAGAGUUGGGAGGGGACAGUGGAGAUCAUCUGGGGGUCAAUUCCUUGGUUAUUUUUGUGUGUGUCACAUGUCCUUGGCCCAGGGAGGGGUGAUGAUAGCAGCUUGGUUUUUAUUCAGUUCACGAGCUCCUCUCCCCUUUCAGGUCUGUGUACUUUAUGCAAUAGUGUUCAGUCUGUUGUUUUGUAUACCCCCCCACUUUCCCGAAAGUGUUGGAGAUUGACAUGGAGUAAAUUAAUAAACUUUUAUCUUUGCA